This is a messenger RNA of Mercenaria mercenaria, 3938 nucleotides long. RefSeq lists its product as uncharacterized. Gene Ontology annotation, cellular component: membrane. Gene Ontology annotation, molecular function: sulfotransferase activity. The transcript is spliced from 4 exons. Lineage: Eukaryota; Metazoa; Mollusca; Bivalvia; Venerida; Veneridae. Bases 495 to 1847 code for a protein of 450 amino acids. The record is from RefSeq and is a predicted model, not a curated record. Gene Ontology annotation, biological process: carbohydrate biosynthetic process.
UUUUGCGACAUUUAGGGGUGAUUGCAUCAUUUAACGCCAACCUUGCGACAUAUAACGGCGGUUGUGACAUUUAGCAGUGGUGUGACAUUUAACGGUGGUGUAACAUUUAACGGUUAUUUCUUAACUUUCCGAUAAUUUCAAAUUUUGCGGAUAAAAAAAAAAGGCAAGUUACCGAAUCGAAAUUUCGAGUCAGUAUCUUGAAAGUACGAAUUAAUAAAUGACACACACCUGGCACUAAUGGCACUAAUGCUCUUCCGUACUAUUUACAAAUUUUGAAAUGUAAUACUAACUACCGGUAUAAAUACAAAUAAUGAAGGAUCGAUCAUUAGUCAUUAGUCAUUACAAUUUAGUCAGGCUACUGUGAGAAAAAAAAAACCCAAAUGAUAUUUAAUUGAUCUAUAUUACAGAACCUUGGAUAUGUAAAAAGGCAAUAUUAUAGAUUUUCAAUAGGAUAUAUUUUGCAUUCCGGACUGGAUGUUACUACAUAUUUCGUCAUGCGCUUUCAACAAUUUUCGAGGUGCUGCUACAUAUGGUCCAAGAAAAAGGAGGGAAAAUGUGUUGUUUUAUGUGGAAUCUCAGCGACAGUAUAUGUAUUUCUUCUGUUACAUCAAGAGGUGAACAUUCCCCACCUGAAAGGAUACAACGCUGAUACAUCUAUAAAGUUCUUUAAUGUAGUCAACUUCAACAGCAGCAGCAGCAGCAGCAGCAACAACAACAACAACAAAAGGAUUAAGGCAUCAUCGAACAGUUUAUACAAACACAAGAGAAACAAAAUUGGAACACCAGCAUUCCUUAAUGCGUCAUAUCAAAAGAUGCAUGAUUUUGGUACCAGCAUUAGAAAUAAAUGUGGUCCCACCAGCAGUAAGACACCGGCUGUGAAAGUGCAGACUUACUCAAGUAAAAGCGAAAAUGUGAAAUUCUGCGCCGUGUGGAAAGUUGGCACAACAUUUUUCAAACGAUUGUUCAUGAUAAAUACUUUGCCAGAAUACAAAGAUUUUGUCAAUCCUUUCAAUAUAAGUUUCCAUGUCAUGUACGGCAGUAAACCAUCAGUGAUACCGAAUUCGAAUGAUGUUCAGAGAUUCAUGUUUGUACGCGACCCGUACCGCCGUCUACUGUCUGGAUAUAUAGAUAAGCUCUUAGCACCGAAUCCAAUCUACUGGAAAAUAUUAGGAGUACCCGCCAUUCGGUUUGCAAGAAAAAAACCGGAUACCAAGAGCUUAUCAUGUGGUCAUGAUCUAACAUUUCGCGAAUAUGUGAAAUAUGUUGCUGCCGCAAUGACCUCACAUGCAAAGAUUAAACGUGACCUGCAUUUUGACAGCUACACUGCAUUAUGCAAACCAUGUCAAAUAAGAUAUGAUUUUGUCGGCAAAUUGGAAAAUAUCAAAACUGAUUCGGUAGCUUUACUGAAAUCUUUGAAUUUAAGUAACACGAUUGAAUUUUUAGCAUACUAUGGGAGCGAACUUGUUACUGACGACGCUAUCAGAGAUACGACUUACCAACCAUUUGAUCCAGAAUUUGUACCUCUCUUAAAGAAAUGUUUGAAUAGAGUAGAAGUAUUCCAGAGAUCUUGGUCAAAAUUAAAAAUGCGUGGUCUUAUCGGCAACUAUAAUCUGACGAUUGACUUCGAUACUGCAAGCAAUUUAACCUAUAGCGGCUUUCUAGAUAUGGCGCGAAAUGCUUACAGGAAGUCGACGACAGAAGAGCGGAAGAAGCUACAACAUAGCUCAUUUUUGAACAUGUUUUCUACUGUUGAUAAAGCUGACAUGGAAACUAUUUCUAAAGCAUAUGCUGAGGAUUUCAAAUUAUUUGAUUAUGAAGCAAGACCUUCUGAAUUAUUUAAGGUAUAAAUGUACUUUUUCUAUGGACAUAUUGAAUAUGGAAUAAACAGGAGUGACACACAGUCAUCCAAAAAAUGACAGAAAAAAAGUGUUUUUUUUUAAACGUGCAACUACUUCAAAAACUUCAUCAAAUAGAAAGAGAAAAAGGUUUUUAAAACUAUUUCAUUUUACAAUAUAAGAAAAUCUUUCAAUAAAUGAAUGCUUGGUUCAUUAUUUUCUCUGAACACUGGACUCUGAUAAAUAAGUGCAAUUCAAGUGUUUUCUGCAUUAUUUAUAAUUAUUAUUAUUAUUACUUCUGUUAUCAUUGUUCUUACUCAUAUCAUUAUUAUUUCUUAAAUUAUUACUUCUGUUGUUAUUGAUUUCGUUGAUAUUAUUAUUGGCUAAUUUUAAUGUAUAGUCGUAGAAAAAAGUAGACUCAAUACCAACAGGCUAACCAUGAUUGGACUUUGUUCAAAGGAAACACCAUACCACAUUUGCUUAAAUAAUUGACCUCUGUGAAAUGCGACCUUUUAUGUACAAUCGGGCAUCCAUCUAACAAAAUUACUGAUCUAAAUAAAAUUAUUCCAUAAAUCCCAAGAGGUCAUUUUUAAGCUGGAGUUCUGUUUGGUAUGCUGACUUGGAAAUUUGUCAUCAGAUAAACUGCGCUAGUUUCAGAAAGGCGGUCGUUGUGAACUUUGAUCUUCAACCUUGUUACUCCAAAAUUAAUGUACAUGUAAUACUGUGCUUCUGACCGUUUUAAGCUAAUUGCUUUUGUCAUUUUAUUAUUUCAGGAAAACUGCUGAUAUCGAGCCAUAAACAUACGUGAACAUAUGAAGUUUGUUACUUGCACACAAAAUUCUUUAUUAUAGAAUUCAUAGCACUGUGUUUUCAGUACAUGGUACCGUAAUAUUGAUCCCCAAGACGAUAGGUUUCAUCAAGUAACCAAAUAAAAUGUUCUAUGAAAUUGCACGACUGUAUACCGAGAACUGUCUUUAUCUAUGCAUGUACCAGAAAGACUUCUGUCAAUUUCAGUGUCAACAGAGAAUAUAUAUAUAUAUUUGUUGGGUUUAACAUGGAACCGACAUAAUUAUUGGUCUUAUGGCGACAUUACAGCUUUGAUGGUGGAGGAAGACCCUAGGUACCCCUCCGUGCAGCGGGUACAUGGGUAGAACCAUCGACCUUCCGUAAGCCAACUGUAUGGCUUCCUUACAUGAAGAAUUCAACGCCCCUAUUGUGGCCCGAAGCCGCAUCGGUGCAAUCCCACCACAUGGCGUUUAAGGUUGAAUGCGCCUAAUUUGAAGUUCUUGGGUUUCGUCUCAAUAUUUUGUUUAAAAUAGAAUUCAGCAUAUUCAUCAUAGACUGCGUAUUUAACUUUUUUGAUAUUUCCGUAUUUUUUUUCUUUGCAAACCUUCAAACAUGACCAUUGACCAUUGAUGAAUCAUGACUUUUUUCGUAAAUAGCUUUAUUCAUUCAACAAAUAUCGAUUUGCUUGUUACUCUUUAUAUUUUCAUUUAAAAAUGCCUUUAAAAUGGUGUAUAAUUUGUGGAAUUCAUUUUAAUGUUUAAGUCGAUAUUUACGUUAAAGUGACGUCAAAUAUGACGUUGAGUUUUGAGGAAAAAGUUUGCUAAAAUCUUGUCUUAUGUAAAACCCAAACGAUAGAAUUUGAGAGAAAAAAACUAACAUUAUGAUGAAAAUUUUAUUUUCUGUCGAUUUAUGGAAUAAAAUUAUGGGGUCGCCGAAUUCAUUUUCGCGUAAAAUUACAUUACGCCACCCCUACACCCAAAUCACAACAUAACUUAGUUUACGUGUUUUUCUGAUAUAUCUCUUUUCAAAUCUCCGAAUUUUACACUCUCAUUCAUCAAAGGCUCACUACAAACGUGAAACGAAUCUUGGUACGUGAGAAAGAGGGUGUUCUUUUCAAAAGAGGUCUUUAUAUCUGUAAAACUGGCGGCCGGUGCGAUCUGGUUUCAAUGCAAACGCCAAUGCGACAAAUGUGCAUAAAAUACUGAUCAUGUUAUUUUUAAAAAUCGCUUUACAUAUAUUUCUUAAUAAUCAUGAUUAUCUUGUCAUCUUUUUCUUAUUCAAAAUACCAGUAAUUAAAUGAAAAAUUUAUGCAUGUGC